Molecule: messenger RNA, 1272 nt
Organism: Gigantopelta aegis
Lineage: Eukaryota; Metazoa; Mollusca; Gastropoda; Neomphalida; Peltospiridae
Exons: 4
Coding region: 206-1192 (328 amino acids)
Biological process (GO): negative regulation of translation; negative regulation of ribosome biogenesis
Cellular component (GO): mitochondrion
Molecular function (GO): ribosomal large subunit binding
Source: RefSeq, a predicted model, not a curated record
CCCAUCUGGGUAUAAACGAGACAACAGUUUUACUGAGAGCACGUUUUGAAUGUUUAUGUUUGUUCCAGUGUUUUAAUAAUAAUAGUGGUCUUUUCAACUUUUAUUUUUCUAGUGGUAUGAGAAAAGAAUUAUGCUUGUGCCAGAUGUUUCAACCACAUUAAGAAUACAUUAAUGACUUCUUUGUUUUGUGACAUUAAGUUUAACAAUGUUUCGUUUUUCUCAUCAUACCCAUUGUUGUUUACAAAGUGUUAAACUUGCACGAAGAGUGGUUAUAAAUAGUGUAGCCUUUAUAGACAGCAAAUUAUGUAAAUUACCAAGCAACCUUACAGUCUCGCAGAACUGUGUGCUGUUUUCAUCACUUAAUAUUAAACAGAGCCAACAGUGUUGUAAAUUCAGUUUGCUGAAACAAAAACUAUCCUUGAAUGGGCAUGCUUAUGUGGGUGGUGAUGUUUUAUUCGCAUGUAGACAACAUAAGAGGCUCUUUUCAUCAUCAUUGUCAUCUGAAGAUGACAAACAUCCAAACAGGACAGAUGCAGAAGCAAUUGAACUGUUAAAAGAAAUAGAAGCAGAUUUUAAAGAAGAGUUGGAUAACAGUUUAUCAGAUUCUACAAGUAUUUCGUCAGAUUAUGAAAUAGACAAUCGAUUAAGACCAGAAAAAGACCUGGAAAUUGAAGAUGUGGAAGAUUUUGGAAAUAUUAAGCAAAGUUCUGUUGAACCAGCAUGGGAGCCAUCCAUUUCUUUAAUAAGAGGACUGUCUGGCGUAUUUGAGCUUCAUGAACUGUGUACGGUAUUAGAAGAUGAGAAUGCUAAAGAUCUCUGUGUUAUCGACAUUCCGGCUGAAGCUCAGUUUGCUGACCACAUGGUUAUAGUGAGUGGCAUGUCCAGAAGACACCUGCGAGCUAUGCUGGGAAGAAUACAGUGGAUACACAAAAGAAAGAAAUCAAGGUGGGAUGCAAGUAUUCGAGUUGAAGGACUUGAAUCGGACACCUGGUUUGCUAUGGAUUUAGGGAACAUCAUCCUUCACAUAUUUAUGCCAGAAACACGUGAGCUGUAUGACCUUGAAACUCUGUGGACGGUGGGAGCCAAAUACGACGAUAAUUGUCAGGAGAAGGAAAAUCCAUAUGUCUUGUCAGAUGCGGAUCUCCUGAUGAUGGAGUUUAAAGAACGAAACCCUGAACAGAAGCACAAGUGACUUGAUAUCAUAAACACCAACUGUGUCUUCCCAUCAAUGAACAUUUGUUACUCAAAUUAAAAAAAUGAAUACAACAUUAA